Mauremys reevesii (Reeves's turtle) is the source of this 7512-nucleotide messenger RNA. It is a transcript of the gene ANKRD7, whose product is annotated as ankyrin repeat domain 7. The transcript has 41 exons. The record is from RefSeq and is a predicted model, not a curated record. Lineage: Eukaryota; Metazoa; Chordata; Testudines; Geoemydidae. Gene Ontology annotation, molecular function: protein binding. The coding region runs from base 384 to 7364 and encodes 2326 amino acids.
GCCUCGCCUCAGCCUGCUGGGUACAGAUCUAGGCGGACCGCAGUGAGAACAACUAGGCGGGGCCGCAGAGAGUUCGCGCUUGCGCGUCGAGCCGCCCAUCCCAGCAGCCCCCUGUCUCCUGCGCAUGCGCGAUCGGGAUUGGGACGCCGUUGCCGUGGCUGCGGAGUGACGGACGGAGCCCCAGGCCUUAGGGGGUUCCCCGCCCCACAGCGAGCGGUCGCGGCCCUUCAGCCCCUGCUGUCCUCAGCCAACGCUUCGCGGGAGCCCCGCAGUGAGCGCGCGGCUAACCCGGGUUUGGCCGCGGCGGUGGGCGGAAAGUUCCCGACGCUGCGGGGCCCGGAUGCCCCUGCUGAGCUGGCCGGGCCGGCCCGCCCCGCCGGAGGAUGAAGAAGUUCUUCGGCUUCGGGAAGAAGAAGAAGGAGCAGUCGCCGCCUAGCCGCGACUCGCUGCCCGGGGUCGGCUACGAGCUGCGGGAGAAGGAGCUGGGCAAGCUGCACCGAGCGGCCGCCAGCGGGGACCUGGGCAGGCUCCAGCAGCUGCUGAAGAAACACGACAUCAACCAGCUGGAUAAAGAGAACAGGACACCUUUGCAUCUUGCCUGUGCUAAUGGACAUUCAGAUAUUGUUAAUUACUUAGUGGACAACAAGUGCAAACUAAAUCUGUGUGACAAUGAUAACAGAUCCCCAUUGAUGAAGGCAGUACAAUGCCAGGAGGAAAAAUGUGCAACUAUGCUGCUAGAACAUGGUGCAGACCCUAAUCUUGUGGAUGUUAACAGCAACACUGCCCUUCACCUGGCUGCCCAGACUGCUAAUAUAUCUCUAGUAGUACAAUUGCUUGAGUACAAUGCCCAUAUUGAUUCACAGAAUAAGGAGGGGUAUACACCGCUUACUAUUGCUAUAACUGAAAAUCACCAAGAGAUGGUUGAGUUUUUUCUUAGAAAAGGAGCCGAUGUACAUGCUAGAGACAAGUCUGAAAGAACACCCCUCAUGAUUGCUGCCUCUGGAGGAGAGCUUAGUUUAAUAAAAGUUCUCCUUCAGUAUGGUGCUGACGUUUCCCAUAAAGAUAUAAAUGGAUGGACAUCUGAGGACUAUGCUAUUAUUGGUGGAUACUCUGGUCUUAGUAAACAACUUUCUGAGUAUGCCAACUGGAAAAAUGUAGAAAAACCUUCUCCAAACAAUACAAAAGGCAUGUCGGUGUUUAGCAGUCCAGACAGGGUUGGAGAUGUUGGUUUUGCUUUGGGAGCACCUGCUACAGAUAAAGAAGAAAUGCAACAGUCUCCCAACCAGACAUCAAGAACAAGAGAUUCAGGGAAAGUUAUAGAUGACUUGUCCCAAGGAGAUUCACUACGAAGUUCUGAAAAAGAUGAAGGGGAUGACAGUUGGCUUACAUCAGAGGAGGAAGAACUAGAUUUUACCCCCAAGAAACCACAGAAGCCAAGUUUGACUCUGCUAAUGAACUCUUCCCAUCAAUUCAAGAAAAACAUAGGUGAGAAAAGUAGCAUUAUGAGAACAGAACAUAUAGCCAUUUCACAGCAAAAUAAAUCAGAUUGUGAAGCUGAAGAUGUCAUUGAAUCCCCUCCUAAGCCUUUUUCCCAAGUCAAGUCCUACCCUCGACCUCUCCAUCCCUCACCUGGCUCCUGUUCAAAACCUUCCCAGAUGACUCCUCCUCUCCUGGGGUUUAAACAGGAAGAAUCAUCAGAGGAGGAAGAUGACAUAGAGCAACCACAAAUUUCAAAUGUUGUAGAUAAAAGUUUGAUUUGUAAUGGCAACCGUGAAGCACAGAAUCCCUCAGAAGAUACUGCUAUUAGGAAAGAUACAAUGUCAGUAUUAGGAUUGGACGAAGAGGAGGAUACAGAAUCACCCUGGGAUUCAGAGUGUGCUUCUGAAAGUCCAAGAAAACUACCAGUCAACCUAUUAAUUUCAUCUGCUGUCAGAACUGACACACACAUGCAGAGUAUUUUUGAGGAACCAAAUGAAGGUUUUUGUGAAAAAACUCUUGAUUCACAGCCAAAGACCACUCAAGCAAUUUUAGAAACAAAUGACAGCUCUUCUUGUCCUGCAAAGGGAAUUGAGAUUGGCAAAAGGCAAAAAUCAGAUUUAAUGGAAGAACUUGGUUUAGAUGAUGCAGAUGAUAUUGAAGAUGUAUCAGACUGGGAUUCUACUAGCAUUUCACUUAAAAAUUUACCGGGUACUAAAAGCCCCAAGGUUUUGACAUUUGGGAAUCCUUCAUCUUUGCUACCAACAUUAACAGCAAAGGAUGAUGCAGCAGCCACAGCUUCUGGAGUUAUUCCUCCAAGAUUAGAAGAAAUGUCAAAAGCUCAAACUGUGACUGCACCAGAAAAUACCCAUUUAUAUUCUCUCCAAAAACAACUCCUGCCAGUAACACUAAAAAGCAAAGAUGAACUAUCCGAACCUUCCUUUAAUAUGCCAUCACCAGAUGAAGAACGAGAAGAUGCAGGUGAAAACUGCAAGAAGCAGGAUAAAUACAUAUUAGACACAACCAACUUGACAGAAAAAACAGCAUCUGAUGAUCAGACUGACAAAACAGAAAUUUCAUUUCCACAUCCAAAAAUGAAAACUGAGCCACUAAAACAAAAUGAGGACUCACAUGGUGAUGUGCAAUUAAAUCCAAAACUUUGGGAAGAAAGGUAUGAGAAAAUGUGGGUUGAAAAUGAGAAAAGGGAAGUUAAAACAAAUUUUAAAAGCAUUACAGCAGAGCUAAAGCAAAUGUUUGGUGAAAUUACCGGUAAUGAAUUUCAGAAAACUAUGCCCAUGGAGGGGACAUUACAAGAUGACUUCAGUGAAGAAUUGGAGAGCAUUCAUGAAGCACCACAUAAUUUGACAAAACCCACCAGUAGAAUAGAAGGAAGAAGUGAAUUUAUGGACCUAGAACAAAAGGAAUCCAGCAAUGAAAACGUAAUUUCCUAUGCUUUAAAUUCCAGUUCUCAUGAGCAUCCCAAUCAGUAUAGUAUCCGGCUACGUGAAAAUAACAAACCGUGUACUGAACAUAUAUGGAAUGUAAAUGAAGAGGAUUUUACUAACAAUGUGGAAAGUACAAAAGAAGCUGUAAAUAAAGAGAGGGAAGAUCAAAUAGCUGCUAUGGAAAUAGAAGAAAAUGUGGAUGGAAAUAUUUCAAAUUUAGAGAAUAGUCCUGGCUAUUCACUAAAACAUAGUUUGAAAGAAAGCAUUUUGGACAAAAGAGCUAAUAUUCCAGAUGUUGCAAGACCUGUUUCUACAGAUGAUAAAAACACACUUCUUGCUGUAGCGAAAACCAAACGUGGAAAAGACUCACACUAUUUUAAUGAUAAUAUUCCCAAACACUGCUUUGUUGGCAAUCCUAAAACUAGUAAUACUGAAAUUGAAAGUAAUUUGGGAAACUCUCGACAAUCUUGUGAUGAAACUUUGAAAAGAUCAUUGGAUGAAGAACUGGAACAGGAUAUGGAAAGGUUUAAGAAUGAGGUAGGAAUGCUGCAGAUAGUAUUCCUGGCUUUGGAGAAAGAGAAAGUACAACUACAAAAAGAGGUAGAAGAGGAAAAGAGAAAGCAAAAAUGUGGGGAAAUGUUGGCAAUGGAGAAAAGAGAAGAUAUUUAUAAGUCACAUAUGCAAACAUUGGCUGGAAAUGGUAUUAAUCAGCAAAUGAAACAGAAACUUACUAUAAAAGGGAACCAGUAUUCUACAGUAGAAAGUGGAGAAACCACAGAAGAAGAUAAACACAUGAAGAACAGUAUUUCUUCCAAGGAAAGAGCAAAGUUAAUUCAAAUACCUUUGAAGGGUAGUAAUUCUGCUUUGAAUGUGAAGGAUGUAAAGAAAAAUGAAAACAAAAAGCGGAUUUCAAAACAGAGAGGUAAUCAGCAGAUGAAUUCUACCAAUGGAAAUCAAUUCCAAGUACUGGAUGAUAGCACUUUGAGUGAAACAUCUCAGGAUGAAGGAAGACCUGGAGCCAAAACAGUAGAUGAAAGGAACAAGAUUGGCAAACAGAUGGAUGUUGCAGAUGAUUUUGAUGAAUUAACACAGUCUUCUGACACAGCUACAGAGGACUUAGAGUUGCCUGCUUCAACCUACAGAGAUGCUAUGUUGCUGAUAGAACAGCUUAGUAUGGAUGGCAAAGCAGAUUCUAUUAGUCUCUUGAAAAUUCAGAACUUACUUCAUGGAUAUGAACGAUUAAUAGACCGUGAAAAGGGCCGCUAUACACAGCUCUUGGGAAAAGUAAGAAAGCUGGAGAAUGAAAAGAAAGAGCUACAAACAGUAUUGGACGAGACCAGAGAAUUGAAAUCCAUGCUGGAUCACCAAAAAAUGGAAUGGGAAAGCGAUGUCAGCAGUCUCAAGUUUACUUUGAAACAAGAAGAAGAAAAGAGAAUGAGUACAGAAAUGCUGUAUGAAAAAAACAGAGAACUGCUUAGAAAGAAAGAAGAUCAGUACUAUAAAGAGAUGGAGGAGAAACAACAGCUUGAGCUAACCCAAAGGAGCCUAGAAAUGGAGUUGAGAACAUUGAGAAAUCACUUGAAACAGGUUGAAGAAGAACGUAAUGAAAUCAAGAGACAGCUCUCUCAAGAACAGAGUGCCAGAGCUCUACAAGAGGGUAUUUUGAACAACCAUCUUUGGAAACAGAAAGAAAUAGAAGAAGAGACUAAAAUAACAGUAGCUAAAAGUUCAGAAGUACCUGAUAAUCAGAGAGAAAAGGAUCUGUUACACAAAAAUCAGAUACUGCAAGAUGAAAUUGCUAUACUAAGACUAGAGCUUGAUCAAAUAAGAAUUCGGCACCAGGAGGAAGAAACCAAAUAUUUAGAAGAUAAUGAGGUCUUGAAAGAAAAAAAUGAAGAUCUUAGGAAGGAGCUAAAACUCAAUGAGGAGGCUUUGACACAAACAGUUUUUCAGUACAAUGGACAGCUGAAUGUAUUAAAGACAGAAUCUGCAAUGUUAACUUCCAAAAUAGAGCAUGCAAAAGAAAAUAAAGAUAGACUGGAGACAGAGAUGGAAUCAUUCCGUUCCCGUUUGAACUCUGCUGUUCAAGAACUUGAAUGCUGUCGGAAAUCAAAAAGUGAUGUUGAGCGAACACUACAAAGAGAGCGUGAUGAAUGGCUUCGUUUGCAAGACAAGCUCAAUCAUGACCUGUCCAAUCUGCGAGACACCAAUAAUAUCUUGUCUCAACAGCUUAGUAAAGUUGAAACUAAAGCCAACAGUCUAGAAAAUGAACUUCACCAUGUAACACAUACACUUAGAGAAAAAACUUUGCUUCUGGAAAGUACUCAAAGAGAUCUAAGUCAUGCACAAUGUCAGGCAAAGGAACUUGAUCAUGCUCGACAAAUUGAGAAGGAUCAAAUGAGCAAAUAUAUUGUAAAACAGGAAUCUAUGCAAGAACGAUUGGCACAGCUCCAAAGUGAAAACGUCUUACUCCGGCAGCAAUUGGAAGAUAUGCAAAACAAGGGAAUCAUCAAAGAAAAAGUAGUGAGUGAUGUCCAAGACAGAUUUAGUGAUAUAUUCAGUAAACUUAGAGCUGAUACUGAAAAGCAAGUUCAUAUGAUGGAAGAGAGAAAUAAAGAAUUAAUCACAAAAUGUACUAAUUUAAGGGAGCAAGUCUUUAAAUACGAAACAGAGAAAGUAGAAAGAGAGGGUACAGUAAGACAACUGCAGCAAGAACUUGCUGAUGCUCUUAAAAAGCAAUCAAUGUCAGAAGCUUCACUUGAAGUUACAACACGUUAUCGCAACGACCUGGAAGACGACAAACUACAUUUGCAAAAGGAAAUAGACAAGAUUAAAACCAAGCUGCAAGAAUCAGAAGAUCAAUAUAUUCAGUCUGAACGACGUAUUCAUGAUUUGAAGAAUGCACUGGAUAGUAAAGAACGAGAAGUGAAUGCUUCUUCCCAGAAAUUGCAAGACCUUCUAAUAGCAUCAUCUGGAACAAAUAAUGCUAUAAAACAACUGGAAGAACAUAUACAAAGACUUGAAAUUGAAAAUGCCAGAUUGGAAGCUACAACCAAACAACAAACAAGCAGAAUUGAGAUACUUCAGAAAGACCUGCAGGAUUCUGCUUCUGUUCAUAAUCGCCUUGAAGACUUGAUAACAGGCUUACAGACAGCAAAAAUCAAUUUAGAAGAACAGCUAAAUCAGCAGGUCCAAAAACAAACCAUGCUUUCAAUGACCGCAAAAGAUACACAUAAUCUUUGGGAGGAGGAAUUGAAGUCCAGAUCCAAACUUGGAGUUCGUCUAUCUCAACUUGACAGGGAAAAGGCUGAGAUGUUGGAACAAUUCGAGAGUGAAAGGAAAAAAGUGAAGAAGCUAGUAGAGUUAAAACGAUCAGUGGACGUCCGACUGGAUCAAGAAAUGAAGAGAAACAGUGAAUUGCAAAAAGAAUGUAAUGGAAUGAAGAAACUUCUAAAAACAGCUAAGAAGAAACUAAAGGAAUAUGAGAAUGGAGAGGGUGUGUCCCAGUUUAGUUUCCAGGGAGAACUGAAGAACAGAUAUUCUGAAAUGGACAAUGAAGUUAGUAGAUUAAGGACAAAGACAGAUGACCUUUCCAAAAAGCUGGAUAUAGAGUCAAAAAAAUCUAUGCAGUUAGAGUCUACAAAUCGUGAUCUGCGAGAACAGUUGUCUUCUAUGAAGAUACUGCAUAAGAAUCAUGAAAAGCUGGAGAAGAGCAAAUGGCAGCUGGAAGGAGAAGUAGCUCAUCUCAAACAUCAAGUAGAGACUAAUAUGAUGGACCACAGUCAAAUAGAACAGUAUAAAAGAGAGAUUGAAGAACGAGCUAGACAAGAAAUAAGACAAAAACUAGAAGAAGUCAAUCUAUUUUUGCAGACGCAGGCAGCUUCCCAAGAGACAUUAGAACAAAUAAGAAUUACUAAUAAUGCUUCACUGAGAAACCAACUGGAGCACAGAAUUAGAGAUCUAGAAUCUGAACUGGCUAGAAUAAAAAACACACAAGAAGACAGUGUCUUUCAAAAACAGUCUACGCAGACAGAACUGGAAAGAUACAAAGAUCUUUAUUUGGAAGAAUUAAAAAUUAGAAAAUCACUAGCAAGUAAACUGGAUAGAGCUAAUGAAAAGAUGGCAGAGGCCAAUGCUAAACUCCUUCAGGAGCGCCACAGGAGCAAAUCUUUAAUUGCUAACAGCAUUGUAAAUGGAAGUCUUUCUGCAAGUCCAGUCCUGGAUACAACUCAGCUUGGCAAUCUUGGCAAUAAUUUAACACUAAAUAGAAGUCUUGGUCUUGGAGGAAGUUUCAUAAACCCAACUGGAAAUGCAUUAUCUUCAAAAAAUAGAGUGGAAGCUUAUCUGGCUAAGCUCCUUGAUCAAAAGUCUGUUUCUUCCUUCUCUUCUCUGCAACCAGAUACAUGGCAAGAUGCAGCAGGAACUAGAAAAAAGUAUCACUAAAGAACUUGACCAAGCCACAGCUGAACUUGAAACUGGAUCUGUAAGAGUCUCUCCUGUAGGAUCUACUGAUGGAUCUUCAAAAAAUCUAAAUGUGGAUCAGGAUCCAGUUUCCAGGGCAACACGGCAGUAUCAAGAUGUUUUAAAGAAA